AUGCGAAAAAAAGCGAAAGACCAACUGGCUGAAAUAGACAAGAUUAAGGCUUCUAACUUGGCCUGUUUCUACUAUCACCAGAAGCAUCUUGGGACUGUUUCUUCCAUAUUAAGGGGGAACCAACGACGUCAAGAACUAGAUGAGUCUCUUCAAGAUGGAAUGCUAAUAAGAAGUAAUACGCGACCAGUUAAAGAAUUUGAAUUACCAAGAAUAGGCUGAAGCACUUGAAGAGCGCUAAUAAGAAGUACACGACCCGCGCAGAUGAAUCACGACAGUCUGGAGCUGGAUUGCUGGACUUAUCGCAGAUGAGGGCAGGAGAGGACCAGAAGCACGAAAUCAAAAGAGGAAUCGAGGAAACCCGCCUCCAGGCUGCCGGAAAGGAGGAGGUGCCGGCGCUGCCGGAAGAAAAAGACAGUACUACUACUAUUAUACUAAUAAACUUCUACUACUAUAUUUAAGGGUAGGCUAAAGGUGCUUUUCUUACCGCCUUUUAUGCCUCUCCUAAGGGAGAAAGGCAUAACAAGCGGGGUAAGCGAGCACCAAAAGCCUACCUCUAAUAUAUUAAGGCUACCAGAAAUCCAUCUUCACAGGCAUCCUGAGACCGUUUCCAAUGGGAAAAAGGUGCUAGGAUGCAGCUCAGGAUGGAUUUCUCUUAGCUCUAAUACUAAUUUAAACUCCAACAUAAAGUUUAAUUUACUUUCAUCAGGCUGGCCUAACCUAGUAACCUAAGCAUAGCUGUACUCGUUUUUUCUCGCGAAGCCGUUGCACCUAGCAACUUCUUGGCAUGAGAAGUGAGGCCCUUGAGCUUGAACUUGUUCACUAGAAGAAGAAGUUGAACAACUACGCAGGUCUACUUCUGUCCGGCGUAGUAUUCAGGACGUCGCGUACUUCCUAAUCCUAGCCUGGUCGCGUGAGUACUCGACGUCUUUCCUAGAAGUUGUACAAGAACACAGGUGGAGCUCCCGCCUUCCUACGCCUGAAGUACAAGUGAUCUACGAUCUUAUCUGUUAGUCUCUUAGAUGAUCUGUUAGUCUGUGAGAUCCAUGAAUGAAUGAAUGAUUGUAGUAAUCAGCAUGAUCAAGAUCAACACGGCUACCAGGUUGGCCACUUGCAAAAGCGUGGGACAGGUUUUUUGCGUACGAUUCUCUUAUCUCUGACAAGAUGUGGGACUUGCUCACGGCAUGUGGAAACUUGGUGCCGGAA
Molecule: messenger RNA, 1203 nt
Organism: Amoebophrya sp. A25
Lineage: Eukaryota; Dinophyceae; Syndiniales; Amoebophryaceae
Source: the annotation of a GenBank genome assembly